Messenger RNA from Impatiens glandulifera, 980 nucleotides. RefSeq lists its product as uncharacterized. The coding region runs from base 122 to 763 and encodes 213 amino acids. The record is from RefSeq and is a predicted model, not a curated record. Lineage: Eukaryota; Viridiplantae; Streptophyta; Magnoliopsida; Ericales; Balsaminaceae. The transcript has 7 exons.
UGAUUGAUUGAUUCGCCGAGCAGAUUUGGAUGACACGUUAUAUUCUUCGAAGAUAGGAUUAGGCGAAGCCACAAAGCGAAACAUCGAAGAAUUUCUCGUUGAGAAAUGCGGAUUUUCAGAGAUGAAAGCAUCGUCUCUCCGUGUAGAGCUAUUCAAGACUUACGGAAGCACUCUCGCCGGAUUACGAGCGUUAGGGUAUAAUAUCGAUGCGGAUGAUUAUCACAGUUUUGUGCACGGAAGGCUUCCGUAUGAUUUGAUCAAACCGGACGCUGAACUACGAAGCCUUCUCCGCAGCAUCAACCAAAGAAAAAUCAUAUUCACAAAUUCGGACAGGAAUCAUGCAAUCCGCGCCUUGGAUAAACUGGGAGUUAGAGAUUGUUUCGAGCAGAUCAUCUGCUUUGAGACAAUGAAUUCAAAUCUAUGGAAAUCCACUCGGCUUGACGAGUUCCCAGUCGUGUUGAAGCCUUCCAUCGACGCCAUGAAGAUCGCAAUCGAAGUCGGCCGAUUAGAUCCUCGCCGCACUUUGUUCUUAGAUGACAACGUGAAGAACAUCAUUGCUGGAAAAUCCAUAGGCCUCCAAACCAUUUUGGUGGGACAAUCUGGGAAGAUAAAAGAAGCCGAUCAUGUAAUAGCCACGGUGAACGGGUUGGGUGAGGUUGUGCCGGAGAUAUGGGCGAUGGGUGGUGGAGUUGAAGAGGAAAGGAUGAGGGUCAAAAGAAUCGACUCUGCUGUUCUUGCCCUGUCGACAAUUGUUGGAGCUUAAUCAGUGUAAAUAAAUCAUGACCAAGACCAACGCCAUGUAAAUGUUCAAUUUGUGGGUAAAUAUUGAUGGUGUAACUAGGUAAGUAGUAAAAAAACCUUUUAAUAACGUUGGUUGGAUAAAUGUAAAUUGCUUUGUAAUUCCACUUUCAACUUAACCACUUCCAAAAUCAAUAAUGAAAUUUGUGAAAGUGAUGGAAUAAAAAAAAUGUUAGUGUUUC